UGGUUCAAUCAAAACAGCUGACUGAAACUGAUGUGUUGUUUACUUUCAUACUGAAGAUCAUAAAAGUGGUAGAAGUUGCUCGCUAAAUUAAUUGAAUUUGUAUGUCUAUAAUAUUUACGUUCGCUCGCAUAACAUCAAACCAGAGAGUUUCCAUCAGUUAGGAUUACGGAGCAAUGACGCCAUACACCCGUUCCACGGAGGUCCGAAAAGUGUUCGAGCUGGACGAGCUGGCUAGUGUUUUGGAGGAUGAUUGGCGAACACUGUUCUACUUAAUCCCUAGGAAAAUUGCAGACGUUGAACGACCGGCUGGCAGCUACCCGAUAAGAUACAACGGAACGCAUGAGAGUGAGCUCGACGACUACGGAAGAAUACAGAACACUGCUCGCGCCCGUAUUCUCCUAGAAGAAUGGGGAACGUCCGGCCGAAAAGGGGAGCGACCCACAUUGGGUCAUCUUUACACGCUAGUCGACAAAGGCGGUAUGAUUCGAGCUGUUCGUCACAUAGAGAAACUGCUGAAAGUGCCGGAAUCUGCGCAACCCAAUUCUGGUCCUGCAGCACCAAUCGAUGUAGAUUUAGAAUUGAAUCGUUUGAUCGAGAAGCAGUUGGAGGGAAUUGCCUAUCCCAGUUCCACUGCUCUGCAAAAUGGAGACAUAUCAAUAACCCAAGUGAAUAAUUUGGACUAUAAUCUACCAGCGAAGCGAGAUGAUGUAGUAAAUCCACCAAAUACCGUCCCGGAUUCGAUUAUUGAAGGAUCGCUGCCACUUCUGUCGAGGAGCGAUAAUAAUGAUCAAUCAAUAGGAGCAGUACCGAUGUUAAGUGAUUUACUAAAUGCUGAUGGACAGGAUACAGAAGCCAGCACGUCUGACAACGAUAGCACGCCAAGGCAAACUAUUGAAGGAAAUACGCUUUCCUCUACAUCUGAUAGUACUAGUGAGAGUAGUUCAAACUCUACACCAACCGAAUCUUUGUCUCGAAUUCUGCCUAUGGUGUUGCCGACUAUUCCAGAAGCUGGAGAAGUGCCUAAUCUCUCUAUAUUUGGCCCAGCAGCCUCCGAAGCAAGCAUGGAUGUCGGAAUACCCGCCAUUUCCGCCUUAAUGGCGAGUUCGGAUAGUCAACAAAUCGUGAAUGACGUAUCUAGGUCUACUGAAACUUUUCAGUCAGAAGAGCAUUCAAGCGAGUCCAGUUCAUCGGAUUCAACUGAACAACAGAGCAGCAAUAAUGAACCAGUUUGCGCUUCAAACCUGAUGGCAUUUUCCUCAACAAAUGUUGCUACAGUUGAACCGUUGAUCAACUUCUCGUUCGAUAGCCUAACAACAGCAACGGGCAACUUCGACAUCAAGCGUUUUUCGAACGGAAAUCCGUUGCAGCCAGAUGGGCGAGUCCUGGGCAUUGGAGGAUUCGGUGAAGUGUUUCUAGCGUUGAACCUCACCCCAAUAUAUCCCGUAUCAGCAGUGAAGCGCCUCUUCCCAACAAACUAUAAAUAUAAGGAAAAAUUUGACAGAGAACGUGAGCUACUAUCAAAGUACAACCAUUCGAAUAUUGUUAAGCUAAUUGGUUUCUCGGAAAAUGUAACGCUAUGUUUGGUCUAUGAAUAUCUUCCGGAUGGCACUCUGGGCGCAGCUUUAGAUAAAAGUCGUAAAGGACAACUGCAUCUCACCGUUACUCGACGCAUCAGUUAUCUCUUUGGAAUCGCAGUUGCUCUUGAAUAUUUACAUAGCCCGUUGGUGCAAGUUGUACAUCGCGAUGUAACACUGGCGAACAUCUUAUUACAUGGAGACGUAGCUAAGUUGUGUGAUUUUGGAUUAGUGAAACGAAUAGACAGCAUAACAGCUACGGAAGUGAGUGGAACAGGGCCUUACAUAUCACCGGAAGCUAUGCGAGGCACUGUUACUCCAGCUUUGGACGUCUACUCGUAUGGAGUUGUGUUGGCCGAGGUGGUGACUGGAGAAGAAGUCCUAUGUGAGGUGCUUCCUGAAGGCGUAGGAGAUUUAAUAGAACGUGUAACUGCAAGAGGAGCUGACUUGGAAAGUAUGGUUGAUCGUAAAGUUUCACAGCAUGAGCUUAGCGAAUGGCUUACGUAUGGGAAGGAGUUGCUGAAACUGUCGAAUUGGUGCCUACGAGAAAGAUUCAAGCGUCCAUCGGCUGCAGCUGUGCGGGAAUGUGUUCAAAAAAUGAAGCAAGGGAUUUGCUAGUGAUAAGUCAAACGAUGUAUGUUUAAUCAAUGUAAAUAUAAUUUUAAAAUUCUAACUCUUUUGAAUCAUAAAUGAA
Molecule: messenger RNA, 2268 nt
Organism: Aedes aegypti (yellow fever mosquito)
Lineage: Eukaryota; Metazoa; Arthropoda; Insecta; Diptera; Culicidae
Product: protein Tube
Exons: 3
Coding region: 174-2192 (672 amino acids)
Biological process (GO): protein phosphorylation
Cellular component (GO): plasma membrane
Molecular function (GO): ATP binding; protein kinase activity
Source: RefSeq, a predicted model, not a curated record